AUUUUUUGUUUCAGCAGACGAUGUUAAGAGUAAAGGAUCCUAAGAAGUCACUGGACUUUUAUACAAGAGUUCUUGGAAUGACACUGCUUCAAAAAUUUGACUUUCCUACUAUGAAGUUCUCGCUCUAUUUCCUGGCGUAUGAAGAUAAAAAUGAUAUCCCAAAAGAUAAAACUGAGAGAACAGCUUGGACCUUCUCUAGAAAAGCUACACUUGAACUGACACACAACUGGGGCACUGAAAAUGAUCAAAACCAGUCUUACCACAAUGGCAAUUCAGAUCCCCGAGGAUUUGGACACAUUGGUAUUGCUGUCCCUGAUGUCAAUAAAGCCUGUAAGAGGUUUGAAGAACUAGGAGUGAAAUUUGUGAAGAAACCAGAUGAUGGUAAAAUGAAAGGACUUGCAUUUGUUCAAGAUCCUGAUGGCUACUGGAUUGAAAUUUUAAAUCCCAACCACAUGGUGACUCUCACUUAGUUCUAAUGAGAUGCACACUUUCAGUCCCCUGGAGAAAAUCUGCAACAGUGUUUGUGAAAUUCUCACUUAAUGGAAAGGAAACAGUUGUUUUCACAGUCUCCUCUAAAACUAUCCCCUGGGACCUCGCUGUACUUGAAUUCCUUUUUUCUUGUCCUGUGAUGCCACUACAAUUUGUUUCCAAUUAGGAAUACUCAACCAUUUUGUGGAAGAGUGCUUACACAGAUUCUCCUCUUGAACAUUGAUUAUGUUAAUAUUUCACUAAACACUAUCAAAAGAUA
Molecule: messenger RNA, 748 nt
Organism: Opisthocomus hoazin
Lineage: Eukaryota; Metazoa; Chordata; Aves; Opisthocomiformes; Opisthocomidae
Source: RefSeq, a predicted model, not a curated record